ACCCUGACUGGAUUUGUGAUCCAUUCCACCCCAAUAGUCAUUAAUUAAUUCCUCCAUUCAUUCAUUAACACCUCCCUCUUGGUUGCCUUGGCCUCACACACCCACGUGACCAUGAAGGUCCCGCCCCCGAAAGCAAAGGCCCCUCCCACGCACUUUUUUCCUGCCAAUGGGAUUGGGCGGAAACCUUCAGUGCGCAUGCGUCUCCCUCCUCCUCCCCCCCCCCCCUUCUGAAAGCUUCCUGCCUUUCUAGAAAAGGAGCUGAACUCGCUGCUUCUUGGAGGAGGGCAGCCGGAAAACCCUUUUUCCUCCCUGUCUCUCUCUGAUUCCUUCCUCCUUGGCUUCCGCAAAGCUCUGACUUCCUUCAGAAAGAAAAAAGAUCCCAGCCAGGAGAAUGAAGAUUGUACGGAGUAGUUCUGGUAUGAUAAGAAACAAGCCAUCAUUUAGUGGAUUUUGAGAAGUUUAGAAGAAAAGGUGGGGUGAAGAAACCAAUCAUUUAGAAAGAAGAAAUUCUCUCAUGGUGUGAUAUUGUUGAACUUGUAACCUCACCUAUCAGAAAGGGGGGAAAAGAAGAGUCACGUGCCCAUAUUGCAAUUGAUUGUAUACAUCACUGUCAACAUGGGGAAGAAGCCUUAUAAAUGCAAUGAAUGUGGAAAGACAUUUAGUAAGCAUAAUCAUCUCGAGUUACAUGAAAGAACUCACACUGGAAUGAAGCCAUAUGAAUGCCUGGAGUGUGGAAAGAGGUUCACUCAGAGAGCACAUUUAAAUACACAUCAAAGGAUUCACACUGGGGAGAAACCUUAUACAUGUCUGGAGUGUGGGAAGAGCUUCACUGAUAGUGGAAAUCUGCAUAAACAUCAAAGAACUCACACUGGGGAGAAGCCCUAUGAAUGCCUGGAGUGUGGAAAGAGUUUCCAUGAGAGUCGAAGUCUACAUUCCCAUCAAAGAACUCACACUGGAGAGAAACCGUAUAAAUGCCUGGCAUGUGGAAAGUGCUUUAGCCAGCAAGGCAGCCUGCAGUUUCAUGAAAGAACUCACACUGGGAUGAAACCCUAUGAAUGUCUGGAUUGUGGAAAGAGCUUUACUCGGUAUGAUCAGCUACAUUUACAUCAAAGAACUCAUACUGGGGAGAAACCCUAUGAAUGCCUGCAGUGUGGAAAGAGCUUCCCUCAGAGAGCACAUCUACAUUCACAUCAAAGAACUCACACUGGGGAAAAACCUUAUAAAUGCCUGGCAUGUGGAAAGAGCUUUAGUCAGCAAGGACAUCUGCAGUUACAUGAAAGAACUCAUACUGGGGAAAAACCCUAUAAAUGUCUAGAGUGUGGAAAGUCCUUUGCUCGUAGUGAAAGCCUACAUUCACAUCAAAGAACUCAUACUGGGGAGAAACCCUAUAAAUGCAUGGAGUGUGGAAAGUCCUUUGCUCGUAGUGGAAAUUUACAAUUACAUCAAAGAAUUCAUACUGGGGAAAAACCCUAUGAGUGCCUGGAGUGUGGCAAGAGCUUCACCCAUAGUGGAAAUCUACAUGCACAUCAAAGAACUCACACUGGGGAGAAACGUUAUAUGUGUCUGGAGUGUGGGAAGAGCUUCACUGAGAAUGGAAGUCUACAUAAACAUCAAAAAAUUCACACUGGGGAGAAACCCUAUGAAUGUCUGGAGUGUGGAAAGAGUUUCACUCGGAAUGAUCACCUACAUUCUCAUCGAAGCAUUCACACUGGAGAGAAACCAUAUAAAUGCCUAUCAUGUGAAAAGAGCUUUAGUCAGCAAGGUCAUCUCCAGUUACAUGAAAGAACUCAUACUGGGAUGAAACCCUAUGAAUGUCUAGAGUGUGGAAAGAGCUUCACUCGGAAUGAUCAGCUACAUUCACACCAAAGAACUCACACCAAGGAGAAACCUUAUACAUGUCUGGAGUGUGGCAAGAGCUUCACUCAUAGCGGAAGUCUACAUUUGCAUCAAAGAACUCACACUGGGGAAAAACCCUAUACAUGCAUGGAGUGUGGAAAAAGCUUCACUCAUAGUGGAACUCUACAUUCCCAUCAAAGAACACACACUGGGAAGAAGCCGUAUAAAUGCUUGGCAUGUGGAAAGAGCUUUAGUCAGCAAGGGCAUCUGCAGUUUCAUGAAAGAACUCAUACUGGGGAGAAACCCUAUAAAUGCCAGGAGUGUGGAAAAUCCUUUGCUCGUAAUGGAAGUUUACAUUCACAUCAAAGAACUCACAUUGGGGAGAAACCCUAUAAAUGUUCGGAUUGUGGAAAGUCCUUUGCUCGAAGUGGAAAUCUACAUUCACAUCAAAAAACUCACACUGGGGAAAAACCCUAUAAAUGCAUAGAGUGUGGAAAGAGCUUCAGUGACAGUGGAGGACUACAUUCACAUCAAAGAACUCAUACUGGGCAGAAACCCUAUACAUGCCUCGAGUGUGGAAAGAGCUUCAGUCGGCAUAGCAGUUUACAAAUACAUCAAAGAACUCACACUCAGGAAAAACCCCAUCAAUGCCUGGAGUGUGGAAUGAGCUUUAUUCAGAGUGGAAAUCUACGCUCACAUCAAAGAAUUCACACUGGAGAGAAACCCUUUAAAUGCAUGGAGUGUGGAAUGAGCUUUGUUCAAAGUGGAAAUCUAUGUUUACAUCAAAGAAUUCACACUGGGGAGAAACUAUAAAUGCCCAUAGUGUGGAAAGAGCAUCACAGAACACAUCUACAUUCACAUCAAAACUUCACACUGGGGGAAAGCCCUAUAAAUGCAUGGAAUGUGAAGCUACUUAAUUUUACAUUUACUGUACACUGAAGGAGAAAUUCUGGAUAGAAACUCUAUAAAUGCACAAUAUUUGGUGCGCUAUUCCACCUAGCCAACAAAGCAUUUCCAUAAGCCACAGCAAUGCAUGGCUGGGCACAGCUAGUAAUUUUAUAAGAUGAUAUAUAGACUAUACUGGACACUAUAAAGAUUCUUGACACUAUAAAGAUCCCCUUCUACACAGACCUUAGAACCAGGAUCUGAUUCCAGAUUAUCUGCAUAUCCCAGAUUAUAUGGCAGUGAGAAAAUCCAAUUCAAAGCAGAUAACGUGAGGUUGCCUUUGAAGACUGCUUGGAAGCUCCAGAUGGGCUAACGGGUGGCAGCCAGGCUGCUCACUGGAAGGGCUGCCAGUCUUCUACCGAUUACAAUUCAGAGUGCUGGCUUUAGCCUAUAAAGCCCUAAAUGGUUCCAGCCCAGAUUACCUGUCCGACGUAUCUCCCCCAUGAGUCAUUUUGGAGGUUAAGAUCAUCUGGGGAGGCCCUACUCUUGGUUUCUACAGCUUUGCAAAUGCGGCUGGCGGGGACGAGAGACAGGGCCUUCUCAGUGGUGGCCCCUCGGCUGUGGAACUUCCUCCCCGGUGAUGUUAGAUCAGCCCCUUCCCUUCUAGCCUUCAAAAGGAAAGUACAAACUUGGCUCUGGGGUCAGGCUUUCAGUGAUUAGUACAGUGAAAUAAUAGACUUGGAACUAUGGAUAAUUGAUGACGGAACAGCCUUGGACUAUGAUUUUCGGAUGAUGUGAUUUUAAUAUCGAAUGUAAUGUCUUAAAUGUUUAAUAUGUAUUAAUUUUAAAUUCAAUUGAUUUUAAGUCUCUGUAUGUAAAUAAAUAACCUGGGAUCAGAUCCUGGGAUAUAAGGAAAGUGUAGAAAGGGCCUUAGACGUGUGAAGACAGUUUUAGUAAAUGUUGGAAAUCUGAGUCAAAUGUUGUGACUUUUCACCAAAUGUGGUGGCCUUGCAAAAUGGCCCAGAAAUACUAGACUCAAAUAAUAUGAUGCUGGAAGAAAUUGCUUUUGUUUAUUAUUAUUAUUAUUAUUAUUAUUAUUAUUAUUAUUAUUAUUAUUAUUAUUUACAGUAUUUAUAUUCUGCCCUCCUCACCCCGAAGGGGACUCAGGGCGGAUCACAGAACACAUAUACAGCAAACUUUCAGUGCUGAUUAUAACAAUGACAAAACAGACAACAGAUUGAGGUAUAUAUAGGCUUUAACAUCUUUUGGCAUCUUUGGAGGCUGUGCUUGGUCCUGGCCAUAUUAGGGUGCUAUUGCUCCAUCUCCCUGCCGAAGAGCUUUCUUUGUUCGUAAACUUCCUCCUUUUUUAAUCAAAUGCCGAGUCUUAAUACCUCCCUGCUUUAAUGCAGUUCCUAUUUAUCCACUCAUAUUUUUUUUUGAAUUGCUACCCUGCUUCCCCGAAAAUAAGACAGUGUCUUAUAUUAAUUUUUGCUCCCAAAGAUGUUCUAGGUCUUAUUUUCAGGGAAUGUCUUAUUUUUUAAUGAAGAAGAAUUCACAUUUAUUGUUGAACAAAAAAAAUUAACAUCACAAGUUAACAUAACCAGACAAACUGAAACCUAUCAAGAAUUUCUUGUUACUGCCACUAUUUCCAUGUACAACAAUCUAUGGUACAUUUACCGAUCCCGAUAGUUAUGAACACAAAACAAGAUUUAUUCACUGACAGUCAUGUCAUCAUCUUCUAGAACAGGGGUCCUCAAACUUUUUAAGUGGAGGGCCAGUUCACAGUCCCUCAGACAGUUGGGUGGCUGGACUAUGAUAAAAUAGUCCAAAAUUAGGAUUGCUGUUGUGUGCCGUCAAGUCUUUUCACACUUACGUCAACCCUAAGUCUAAAGUUUAGGACAGAGGCCAGGUGAAUGACCUUGUAAGGCCUUAGAUUGGGCCCCUCUGAUCUAGACAAUCUCAUAAGACCGUAGGUAAGCAAAGAGACCUCCAAAGACCAUCUAGAUGAUCUCAUAAGGCCAUCAGAAAACCAUAGAUAAGGAAAGGGACCCCCAAAGGCCAUCUAGACAAUCUAAUAAGAUCAUAGGUAAGGAAAGGGUACCCAAAAGCCAUCUAGACAAUUUCAUAAAACCAUAGGUGAGGAAAGGGACCCGCAAAGGCCAUCUAGAUGGUCUCAUAGGCCCAUAGGUAACAAAAGUGAGUUCCAAAAGCCAUCUAGAUGGUCUCAUAAGGCCGUAACUAAGCAAUGAGACCUUCAAAGACCCAUCUAGACCAGGGGUCCCCAAACUAAGGCCUGGGGGCCAGAUGCGGCCCAUCGAAGUCAUUUAUCCGGCCCCUAUGGCACAAGGGCAGAAGGGGGUUGGGCUAAAUGACCCAAGGGGUCUCUUCUUCUCUUACAACCAUUAUUAUUAUUAUUAUUAUUAUUAUUAUUAUUAUUAUUAUUAUUAUUAUUAACAUUGAGGCUGGUUGGCCAUCUGUCAGGGAUGCUUUGCUUGUGCUUUUGGUGCACAGAGGCAGAAGGGGAUUGGACUCAAUGGCCCAAAGGGUCUCUCCAACCCUCUUUAUUAUUAUUAUUAUUAUUAUUAUUAUUAUUAUUAUUAUUAUUAUUAUUAUUGCUCAGUGGCUAACUAUACUUUGGCCCUCCAAUAGUCCAAAUGAUCGUGAACUGGCCCCCUGUUUAAAAAGUUUGGGGAUCCCUGAUCUAGAUGAUCUCAUAAGGCCAUAAGUAAACAAAGAGACCUCCAAAGACCAGGUAGACUUAGGUCAACCCUAAGUCUAAAGUUUAGGACAGGGGCCGGGUAAAUGAACUUGGAGGGCCGCAUCUGGCCCCCGGGCCUUAGUUUGGGGACCCCUGUUCUAGAACAUCAUCAUGACUAUCCAAACCCUGAAUUUCCUGUUGAAUUUCUUGUGACUCGAUUUCUUUCAGAAUCAUUGGCCCAAAUCUCUCAUGUCUAGCAAUAGCACUGUCCUUAAAUGAAUACUUCUUGUCAAGGUAGCCUGCUCAUAGUGCAUUUGUAAUGCAACUGUCAGUGAUUUUUGUCCCAUAAAUUCUUCACCCAAGUCACAACCUCUUGCAGCUUAGGCUUCACAAAGUUUCCGUGCUGAUUUCUCUCCAUUCUAUUUGCAAUGUAGUCAUUAAUUUCCAUGCACAAAUUGUCCUUGAAUGGCUUGUUUAUUGCAAUAUCAAGAGCCUGGAGAUAGGCUGUCAUUCCUGUGGGGACCAUGAUUUGAUCUAUUUUUCUUUUGUGAAGAAAUUUCUUCAUGUCUUUAGCAUGGUGUGUGCUGGCUGCAUCCCAGACUAUCAGACCUCUUUGGCUCCGUCGCAUAACAAGCGGCAGCAUUAAAUUGACCCACUUCCUUAUAACUGCUUAUGUGGCCCAGGCUCUUUCAGUUUCAAGAAUAAAAAUGCCUGAAACACGUUCAAUCUUAUCCUUCUUGCCCUUAGAAAUUAUUAAAGGUUGUACUUUAGUUCCAUCCAGACGAAUUGCCAAAAUACAGGUAACACGUGCACUUUCGUAUGUAGUGGAAGGAAUAUACACUGAGGAGGCACCCCAAUGUUCAAUUGUUGUUUGAGAUGCUUGGCCCAUAAACACUGCAGUUUCAUCCAUAGCAAUUAUGUUGGAAAGAUUGUAUUUAGACAAAUCAGCACCAUCAAUAAAGGACUUGAAUGCAAAUGCACGUUUAAUAAUUUCAGCAUCUUCCAGCCUAAACAGUGUUGUGGAUCUUCUUAAAGACAGUUCACUUCGCUGAAGGAAACCGUCUAGCCAGUGUUGUGAUGCUUUAAAUUCUUUGGGGGGCUAUUUCAAAAUGUGGUGCCAUUGCAAGUGCAAAUUCUUGAAUCUGAGCCCUAUUCACAACCAAAGCCUUUGCUCUCCUGUCAGGGCCGGCCCAACACGGAGGCCACUGAAGCGCCCACCUCGGGCGCACGGUCCCCGGGGGCGCCGUGGAGGCCAGCCAGUACAGGGCGCGCGGGGCGGGAGGCGGGGCCCCGUCUGGGCGGUGCCCCGCAUCCCGCGCCAUGCGCCCUGGCUCCGCCUCCCACGCUGCGCCGCCUCUCGCCCCAUGGUCCCCGGGGGCGCCAUGGAGGCCAGCCAGUACAGGGCGCGCGGGGCGGGAGGCGGGGCCCCGUCUGGGCGGAGCCCCGCCUCUCGCCCCAUGCACCCUGGCCCCGCCUCUCACGCUGCGUGAGAGGCGGGGUCAGGGCGAGCAGCGUGGGAGGCGGGGCCAGGGCAUGGGAGGCGGGGCCAGGUCUGGGCCAUUUCCCUCCUUGCUUAAUAUUUAAAAUUUUCUCAGGCCAGCCCUGUCUCCUGUCAACAACCCAUUCAUAGAUCAGGUCUUCCAGCUCGGAAAAUAAUGGUUGCCGACCAGAUCCACACUUGCACUUUUUAGCAUUUCCGUUGUCCACUUGUUGACUGAGGUUAGUGCAAUCUGCUCGCCAUUUUCGGAUCAAUCUGAUAUCCAACAUAUUCUCUUUGCAGAAAGCAGUAAGAUUUUUGUCCCGAGAGUCUUCCACGAUUCCUAUCUUGUACUCCACAUAAUAGCUCUUUCUUUUUGCGUUCAUGUCUAGGGGGAAAAUGUACCAGCACUGUUUAUUCCUUGUACUUUAGAUCCUUCAACAGAAAACCUGACACCCCUAAAGAAUCAAUAAUAGUAAUAAUAGUAAUAGUAAUAAUAAUAAUAAUAAUCUUUAUAUCCCACUUUUUCCCCUCACGGGACCCAAAGAGAUGAACAAGCUGAUAAUGCUGAUUGAAGAUAAAUUUUUGGUCAUGGUCAAGAAAUAUUGGGACUUGUGUAUUAGUUUUUUUCACAGUGACAUCAAGGUCAAUUGUCAUAUGUAGGAUUUGUGAAUUACAGAAAUGUUACCAAAUGUGGAAGUGUGGUUAUAUAUAGUAGAAUAAUAAGGGAUAAAAACUUACAGGUAGCAAGUAUGAGCUUCGUAGAAUUGUCUAUUUAUUAAUUUGUUAGUUUGUGUCUAUGUCAGUGUGUGUUUUGCUGGUGUGUUUGUUUCUGAUUUCGUUUUGCAUUUUUUUUGUAGUAGCCAGUUACAUUUGGUUCUAGCAUUAUACACUGUAAAAUUUCUGAUUCUGUUUGUAUUAUUGCUUAUUCUUGCUAAGUUUCUCUUUGUCUGAAUAAUUGUUUGGUAGUUUAAUUUUUAAUUGACUCUCUUUGGGGUAUGUCUUUGGUUUUCAUGGAUGCUCACCUUAAUCCAUCAUUUAAAUAUAGCUGGCCCUCCUUAUUUGCAGGUUUAGUUGAUAUGGAUUUGACAUAUUAUCUUAUGUAUAUACCUAUAUAAUAAAAGUGAAAAUAUG
Messenger RNA from Anolis carolinensis (green anole), 8030 nucleotides. RefSeq names its product zinc finger protein 850. Lineage: Eukaryota; Metazoa; Chordata; Lepidosauria; Squamata; Anolidae. Gene Ontology annotation, cellular component: transcription regulator complex; chromatin; PcG protein complex. Gene Ontology annotation, molecular function: RNA polymerase II cis-regulatory region sequence-specific DNA binding; DNA-binding transcription factor activity, RNA polymerase II-specific. Bases 616 to 2649 code for a protein of 677 amino acids. The transcript is spliced from 2 exons. Gene Ontology annotation, biological process: regulation of transcription by RNA polymerase II. The record is from RefSeq and is a predicted model, not a curated record.